AUGCGGUUGCCUGACUUCAUCAAGGCUCACCAGAAGCUGGAUAAGCGUGAAAUGAAAGCGGAAGGCGUUGACGCGGAUGGCAACGCCGUCUCCUUCAAAUUCACCCUGCACGAACGCCAACUGCCAGGCCAUGAGACUGCGGGUGACGUAACCGCUUGCCUUGAGCUUUCGCUCAAGUUAAUCCGCGCCGUGGACGAGGAGCUGGAGUGGCGCAUGCGCGACCUCAACCUUCUAGAAGGCGCCAAGCUGUUUCGGACUGCGUCGUAUGUGUCCGAUGACACCAAGCGGCUGGAGGCCUUCAGGAAGUGGCUUGGCCAGCUCCACAAGCUGUACAACUACAAGCUCCCUGUGCGCUUGUGGUUAGAGUGUUCCUCAUCACCCGGCCCUGUAUUGUUGGACUAA
Molecule: messenger RNA, 402 nt
Organism: Closterium sp. NIES-65
Lineage: Eukaryota; Viridiplantae; Streptophyta; Zygnematophyceae; Desmidiales; Closteriaceae
Source: the annotation of a GenBank genome assembly